This is a messenger RNA of Lecanosticta acicola, 729 nucleotides long. NCBI's taxonomy places the organism in Eukaryota, Fungi, Ascomycota, Dothideomycetes, Mycosphaerellales, Mycosphaerellaceae. The record is from the annotation of a GenBank genome assembly.
AUGGCAAACCCACCUCGUCUUCAGGUCUCUGGACUGCCUGCGCUGGGUGCCGAAGAAGCAGCAGCGACCACCUCACCAGCGAGAGGCGCAGAAAUGCUCAACUUCCUGCAAUCACGCCUAAACCAGAAGAACCGCGCUCCAGCGCUCGUCCACAGCUGGGACUUCUGGCACGACCGACAAGAGCGAUCCGCCGACUCACGCGAGGGCAACUACGAAGAUCGUCUCGAACCCCUCGCCCACAUCAGCGACGUCAAACAAUUUUGGAGCGUCUUCAACAACUUCGACAUCUCGCAGCUCCAGCUCCGCGACUCCGUCCAUCUAUUCCACAAGGGCGUCAAGCCAGUCUGGGAAGACCCUCGCAAUGAAAAGGGCGGCAGCUGGACAUUUCGCGUGCCGAAACACCAGGCCGCCGACUUCUGGAAAGAGAUAUGCAUGAUGGCAAUUGGCGAACAGCUCCAGGCGGCCGUGGAGGAUCCAGGGCGGAAGACUUUUCGUGAUGAUAUCUGCGGUGUGAGCCUGGGUGUGAGGUUCAACAGCAUGCUGGUGCAGAUAUGGAACCGAGACGGGGCACAUCAAGCCGGUAUUGAGAGGAUACUGCAGACGAUUUCCGAGGGCAUUUCUGAGGAACUGAAGCCGAGGGAUGGAAGCUAUUACUACAAGAAGCACAGCGAACAUGCCGGAUUCGGCGGAGAUUCUGUGGCUCAAGAUUCACAGUCGCCUGCCAGCUAG